Molecule: messenger RNA, 201 nt
Organism: Fusarium verticillioides 7600
Lineage: Eukaryota; Fungi; Ascomycota; Sordariomycetes; Hypocreales; Nectriaceae
Exons: 1
Coding region: 1-201 (66 amino acids)
Source: RefSeq, a predicted model, not a curated record
AUGAUGCACCAGAGGAUACCGGCGAUGGCGCCCCUCGAAGCAGCUAUAACUUUGCCCCAGGAUAUCACGGUGUUGUUUACCGUGCUAGCACAUCUGAUCAAAACACCACACGAGAAGAUGAACAAGGUGAGAAGCAGAACGACGCCGCUCAGGAUCCCAAGGACCCAAAGGACUAUAUCAAGUACAAGCUCCAGUCAAUGA